This is a messenger RNA of Cyprinodon tularosa, 2342 nucleotides long. Its product is annotated as gastrula zinc finger protein XlCGF57.1-like. Gene Ontology annotation, biological process: regulation of transcription by RNA polymerase II. The transcript is spliced from 2 exons. Bases 446 to 2287 code for a protein of 613 amino acids. Lineage: Eukaryota; Metazoa; Chordata; Actinopteri; Cyprinodontiformes; Cyprinodontidae. The record is from RefSeq and is a predicted model, not a curated record. Gene Ontology annotation, cellular component: nucleus. Gene Ontology annotation, molecular function: DNA-binding transcription activator activity, RNA polymerase II-specific; RNA polymerase II cis-regulatory region sequence-specific DNA binding.
UCUGUCUCUUCCAGGCAGAGGUGUACAGGAAGCGCUGCUGAGGCUAGGGUGUCUCAUUACUUCCUCAUUUGCCAGACAGUCACUGUGGUGUUGGAUGUGAAUUCUUUGCUUUCUUUAAUAAUUCUUUGUGGGGAAACAAAUUUAGGCCAGAAUGAACUUCAUAUCUUCAGGUUUCUUGGCAGGAUCCACUCGCUCCUCAAAAUCAAGGACAGAGUUUGGUGCUUUUAUGUGAAGUGUCCUUUAUUUAAGCACCAAUAGAAAGUCUUUCUGCUGUGUUUGUCUUUCAGACCGCCUGCAGGAUUAUAUUGGAAAAGAGGAGGAUUUCUCUGACCAGCAGCUCUGUGGACAGGAGAGGAAUUCCAGUUUGGAUCAAGAGGAACCAGAAGCUCUGCAGAUAAAAGAAGAGCAGAAAGAACCAGAAGAUCCCUGGACUAAAGAGGAAACCAUGGAGCUCCCCAUAAACCGCCUGCAGGAUUAUGUUGGAAAAGAGGAGGAUUUCUCUGACCAGCAGCUCUGUGGACAGGAGAGGAAUUCCAGUUUGGAUCAAGAGGAACCAGAAGCUCUGCAGAUAAAAGAAGAGCAGAAAGAACCAGAAGAUCCCUGGACUAAAGAGGAAACCAUGGAGCUCCCCAUAAGUGAGUAUGAAGAGCAGCUUGUUCUGAAUCAGGAAAUUGAAGAGAAACCUUCCUCCUGUUUGACACGUGAAGAAGACUGCCAAAAAAAAGAAUAUUUUAUGGUUCACACUCACACAGGUCCGAAGAUUUAUGAAUGUCUGUCCUGUGGAAAAAUGUUCAAACUGAAAUAUCAUCUUGAUAAACACAUCAGAAUUCACACAGGUGAGAAGCCUUUUUCCUGUACCAUCUGUAGCAAGAAUUUUACUGACAAAAGUAGUUUGACUUCUCACACGAGAAUUCACACAGGUGAGAAACCUUUUGAAUGUCUGUACUGUCGAAAAAGCUUCACACAGAAAUCUAAUCUUGACAAACACAUCAGAAUUCACACAGGGGAGAAGCCCUUUAAAUGUCUGUCCUGCGGAAAACGCUUCAUUCAGAAAUCUAAUCUUGAUAAACACGUCAGAAUUCACACAGGUGAGAAACCCUUUGAAUGUAUGUCCUGUGGAAAAAGCUUCUACUUUAAGUCUGAUCUUAAUAAUCACAUCAGAAUUCACACAGGUGAGAAGCCUUUUUCCUGUACCAUUUGUAACAAGAACUUCAAUGACAGGAGUGGUUUGACUAAACACGUGAGAAUUCACAAUGGUGAGAAGCCUUUUUCCUGUACCUUUUGUAACAAGAAUUUUAAUGACAAGAGUAAUUUGACUAAACACAUGCGAAUUCACACAGGUGAGAAAUCUUUUUCCUGUACCAUUUGUAACAAGAAUUUUAAAGACAAGAGUUAUUUUACCUAUCACAUGAGAAUCCACAAAGGUGAGAAACCUUUUCUAUGUCUGUCCUGUGGAAAAUGCUUCACUCAGAAAUCUAGUGUUGAUAAACACAUCAGAAUUCACACAGGUGAGAAGCCCUUUCAGUGUCUGUCCUGUGGAAAACGCUUCACUCAGAAAUCUAAUCUUGAUAAACACAUGAGACUUCAUACAGACGAGAAGCAUUUUGAAUGUCCGACCUGUGGAAAAAGCUUCACCUCCAAGUCUGAUCUGAAUAAUCACAUCAGAAUUCACACAGGAGAGAACCCUUUUUCCUGCAACACUUGUAACAAGAAUUUUACUGACAAAACUAGUUUGACUAAACACAUCAGAAUUCACGCGGUUGCUAAAUCUUUUUCCUGUACCUUUUGUAACAAGAAAUUUAAAGAUGAGAGUAAUUUGACCUAUCACACGAGAAUUCACAAAGGUGAGAAACCUUUUGAAUGUCUGUCCUGUAGAAAAAGCUUCACUCAGAAAUCUAAUCUUGAUAGACACAUGAGAAUUCACACAGGAGAGAAACCUUUCUCCUGCACGAUUUGUAGCAAGAAUUUUACCGACCAGAGUAAUUUGACUUCUCACAAGAGAAUUCACAAAGCAGAGAAACCUUUUGAAUGUCUGUCCUGUAGAAAAAGCUUCACUCAGAAAUCUAAUCUUGAAAGGCACAUCAGAAUUCACAUAGGUGAGAAGGCUUUUGAAUGUCUGUCAUGUAGAAAAAGCUUCACUCAGAAAACUCAUCUCGAUAGACACAUGAGAAUUCACACAGGAGAGAAGCCUUUUUCCAGUACCAUUUGUGAGAAGGAUUUUACUGACAAGAGUAGUUUGACUUCUCACAUGAAUAUUCACACAGGUGAGAAGCUGAAUGAUUUGUGACAAAGGGUUUAAAUGAGAAGCUUAUAGAUAUGCAGGAUUUAGAAUGGUUUAUAUU